This is a messenger RNA of Temnothorax curvispinosus, 1982 nucleotides long. RefSeq names its product parafibromin (gene hyx). Gene Ontology annotation, biological process: positive regulation of transcription elongation by RNA polymerase II; transcription elongation by RNA polymerase II. Gene Ontology annotation, cellular component: Cdc73/Paf1 complex. Gene Ontology annotation, molecular function: RNA polymerase II complex binding. The record is from RefSeq and is a predicted model, not a curated record. The transcript is spliced from 4 exons. Lineage: Eukaryota; Metazoa; Arthropoda; Insecta; Hymenoptera; Formicidae. The coding region runs from base 142 to 1722 and encodes 526 amino acids.
CUUUACGAUCGGUCCCUGAGGCGGUCGUUUGCGUAUCCGGUCGAAGUCGGAGAAGAGAGAAACAGUGAGAGAGAGGGGGAGUACUCUGAUUAGUUUGCUUUUGCGCCACAGUAUAUACUUUUGCUGUAGUGUUUCGCGAUCAUGGCGGACCCGUUGAGUCUGCUGCGACAGUACAACGUCAACAAGAAGGAGAUAAUCGAACGCGAAAACCAGAUCAUAUUUGGCGAGUUCUCCUGGCCGAAGAACGUCAAGACCAAUUAUCUGACUUACGGAUCUGGAAAAGAGGGAACACCUAAGGAAUACUAUACACUCGAGUGUCUUUUAUUCCUGCUCAAACAUGUUCAGCUUACGCAUCCAGUGUACGUGCGACAAGCGGCCGCGGAGAAUAUCCCGGUGGUGCGUCGGCCCGACAGAAAAGACUUGCUGGCCUAUCUCAACGGCGAGACCGCCACGUCAGCCGCCAUAGACAAAUCGGCGCCGUUGGAGAUCCCGACUCAGGUGAAACGCGCUGCCGAGGAUGGUUUGGAAAGCGGAUCGUCGAAGAAGCCCCGUUUCGAGGAGACUCACGUACAAAAGGUGAAGGAGCAACUCGCCGCGCGUUUGGAUGCUCCUAAAGAGGCGUCGGUCACCGUCGACAAUAUCAAAUCGCUCUCGGAGGCAAUGUCAGUGGAAAAGAUUGCGGCGAUCAAAGCGAAACGUCUGGCGAAGAAGCGCACCACCAUCAAGGAGAACGACGACAUCGGCAUGGGCUCGGAUCUACGCGUAAUCCUCGACAUGGACGUGGACGAUACGAAGGACAUUGUGUCCCGCGAGCGCCAAUGGCGAACGCGCGCCACCAUCCUGCAGAGCAGCGGCAAGAUCUUCGCGAAGAACAUCUUUGCAAUUCUGCAAAGCAUUAAAGCGCGCGAGGAGGGUAGACAGAAGGGACCUAUUGUGCCUACGCCCAUGGUAACGCCGCGGUCGACACCGAUGCGGCCCCUGCCACAACCGGCCGUCUACAAUCGUUACGAUCAGGAGCGUUUCAUCCGGCAGAAGGAGGAAACGGAAGGCUUCAAGAUCGACACUAUGGGCACAUACCACGGCAUGACGUUAAAGUCCGUGACCGAGGGCACGAAUCCCGCCGUGAGAAAACCCCCGACCAAUCCGUCCGCUACGCCAACCUCCGGUUUACUGCCGACUUCCGCGGCUAAACUAACGCCUCAGCAAGCCGCACAGAACAAGCGACCCAGCCGAACGCCCAUUAUCAUCAUUCCCAGCGCCAACACAUCUCUUAUCACUAUGUACAACGCCAAGGACAUCCUCCAGGACUUGAAGUACAUCAGCAAUGAGGACAAACGGGCGCAGGGUAGCAAGCGGGAGAAUGAAGUGCUUCUUCAACGACGCAAGGAAGGCGGUCUGACCGUACCUUAUCGGGUAGUCGAUAAUCCACAAAAGCUCACCCAUGCCGACUGGGAGAGAGUCGUUGCCGUGUUCGUCAUGGGACCGGCAUGGCAAUUCAAGGGUUGGCCGUUUGAUGGAAACCCGGUGGAAAUCUUUUCGAAAAUAUGCGCAUUUCAUUUGAAAUACGAUGAGAUGAGACUGGACACGAACGUAGCGCGAUGGGCCGUCACAGUGAUCGAGUUGAGUCGGACAAAGAGGCACUUGGACAGAGCAGCGUUAAUGAUAUUUUGGGAACAUCUCGAUAAACAUAUGAUCAAGAACAAGCCACAUCUUCGUUUCUGAAGUUCUAGAGCGAUUCAGAUUGCAGAAAUGGCAAUAUACUGGUCGUGGCGUCCUAUGUCCCCAUAGGUUGGAAUCACGCGAAGAUACAGGGCCGUGAGGCCUUCCGGCGUUGAUGUUGCGACGCUGAUUGUGCGUGGGUAAAAGUAUCCAUGAUAAGCGAUGUGAUGUGUGAUAACAGAAUCGUUGUCACACUACGUUAGACGCGUUUACAUUUUAUUGUUGCUUGCACGAAUAAAACACAAAAAAAUUGCAAUGCAUUA